This is a messenger RNA of Schistocerca americana (American grasshopper), 1191 nucleotides long. RefSeq names its product acid sphingomyelinase-like phosphodiesterase 3a. The transcript has 7 exons. NCBI's taxonomy places the organism in Eukaryota, Metazoa, Arthropoda, Insecta, Orthoptera, Acrididae. Bases 1 to 1191 code for a protein of 396 amino acids. The record is from RefSeq and is a predicted model, not a curated record.
AUGCCGGACGGCGCUUCGCACGUGGGAGCUCGGGGCCAGGAGCAGCAGCUGUCGGCGUUGCAGAACAUCACGGCGCUUCUGCGGCAGUCGUUCAGCAGCCAGUUCGUGUUCCCCGUGCUGGGGCACGAGGACGCGCCCGGCGCCUACCACAACCUCACGCAGCUCUGGAGCUACUGGCUGCCCUCCGAGGCGCUGCACACCAUGCGCAAAGGCGGCUACUACACGAUCGAGCGCAAGGAGAGGAAGCUACGACUCAUACUGAUCAACACCAACCUCUACAUCGGCGUGGGCGGCGCCUCCCAUGGGUCUGACGACGACCCGGCGGGUCAGUGGGCGUGGCUGGAGAACACGCUUCAGAAGUCGCUCAACAACAGGGAGACGGUGUACAUCGUGGGCCACGUACCUCCCGGCGGUGACGAGCGGACGAGCGGACUGGUGACCCCGCCGGCCCGAGCCGUCUUCCGCGAGCGCUUCAACGCUCGCUACCUGGAGCUGGUGCGCCGCUACAGCUCCAUCAUCGUGGGCCAGUUCUUCGGACACCUGCAUGCGGACUGCUUCCGCGUCGUCUACGACACGAGUGGUGUUCCCGUGUCGUGGAUUAUGGUGGCUCCGGCCGUCUCCCCUCGCAGGGGUCACGGCUCGGCGACCAACCCAGGGCUUCGCCUCUACAAGUUCGACACCGACACGGGGAAGGUGUUGGACUACGCACAGUACUUCCUGGACCUGCAGCAGGUGGCGGCGCGGGAGGCGUUGGUUCAGCAGCAGCAACAGCAGCACCAGCACCAGCACCACCACCACCACACGCCACACGCCGACGAAUGGCAGCUCGAGUACAACUUCACUUCCUAUUACGGCGUCCACGAGAUCUCGCCGGAGGCUCUCGCUGGCCUCGCCGAGGCCUUCCCGGACCCAGCACGGGCCAAACUAGCCAACAAGUACGACAGGGCGGCAUCAGUGAGGUACACUGGCACCGGCGGCGGCGGCGCGUGGUGCGACUCGGCGUGCGCUCACGCGCACUUCUGCUCGGCGACCAAGCUGGAGCGCGCGGCACUGCGCCGCUGCCUCGCCGUGGCCGCCAGCUCGCUGCACUCAGCGGCGGGGGUUCCCCGGCCACCAGCCGCGCUAGUUGCUCUGGCCGCCGCCGUGCUGGCAGCGGCGCUGCUGCUGUGCGUGUCCGGCACGCCAUCGUGA